UUCCAGUUCUGGUGUUUCACUUCCCCUUUCCCUGCUUGGUUUCCCUCCCUGUUUCAGUCAGAUCAUGAGACUUCUGGUGUCUUUAGCAAACCACAGAUUAGAACCUCUUGAAGGUUUUACAGUAGCCAUGAGGUUCUGUGAGGUGCUGCUCCUCUUUGGUCUGCUCAGACUAACUUCAGGGCUGCCUGUUGCCUCGCCUUUCAGCCAGGCGCCGUUUCUCACUGUGUGGAACGCCCCCACAGAGAACUGCCUCUCCCAGUACGGCGUGGAUCUUGACCUGGGGAUGUUUAGCAUCGUCCAGAACCAAAAUCAAACCUUCAUAGGUGAAAACGUCACUAUUUUCUAUGCUGACAAGCUGGGUCUGUACCCUCGGUACUCAGCCCAGGGCGAGGCCAUCAACGGCGGGGUUCCUCAGAACAGCAGCCUAGACGCUCACCUCCGACUCGCAAGCGAAGAUAUCCGCUACUACAUCCCUGACAGAGACUUCCAGGGCCUGGCAGUGGUGGACUGGGAGAGCUGGCGGCCAGUGUGGGAGAGAAACUGGGACAGUAAACAAGUGUACAAGGAGGGGUCAAAAGCCCUGGUGAGGGCCAGGCAUCCAGACUGGAGUCCUGCUCAGGUGGAGGCAGCAGCUCGGCUGGAGUUUGAGCAAUCUGGGAGGAAAUUCAUGGAGGAAACACAGAAACUGGGGCAGAAAAUGAGGCCAAGUGGCUUGUGGGGGUUUUAUGGAUUUCCCAAUUGCUACAACUAUUACAACGACAGGAGCAUAAACUACACAGGUGAGUGUCCAGAUGUGGAGCUGAGCAGGAACGAUGAGCUGUUCUGGAUGUGGAACGCCUCCUCCGCUCUGUACCCUGACAUCUACCUGAGCCUGGACCUGCGAGGCCUCGGCAAAGAGGUGCUGCUCUACGCUCAUCACCGCAUCCUGGAGGCCAUGAGGGCGGCAGAUCAGGUGACCCCGUCGCAGCUGCCCGUCUUCCCCUACGCCCGCAUCGUCUACACCUACACAUUAGAGUUCCUCUCCAAGGAGCAUCUGGUCCACACUGUAGGAGAGAGCGCUGCUUUAGGAUCUGCUGGGGUCGUGCUGUGGGGGGACCAUGCAUUCGAUAAAUCUAAGGCUACAUGUGAAGCAGUCAAGUCCUACAUUGACGAGACUUUAGGUCCCUACGUGGUCAACGUGACCUCAGCUGCCACGCUCUGCAGCCAGGCUUUGUGCUCCUCUCAGGGACGGUGUCAGAGGUCGGACCUGAAGUCGGGCGCCUACCUCCACCUCGACCCCGCAGCCUGGAAGAUCCUGUCUGAGAAGAAACCGGCAGGAGGGACAAACUACAGGGUUUUAGGGCAGAUGGACGCACAAAGUGUGCUGCAGAUGAAGUCUGACUUCCACUGCAGGUGUUAUCCUGGGUGGGAAGGGAGGGACUGCUCCACGCCAGUUUAGAGAUUACAAUAGUUUUAAAUAAUAAGACGGGGAAGUGAAAGCCAGAGUCUUUCUGAGAGGAGUUUGCUUGUUGCUCGUUUCAUCAGUUUCUUCUCAGAACCCAAAGUUGUGCCUUUUAGCAGUAUUUGCUUUUAGGUGUCAGUGUCUCUGUCGUUGUUCUGUGAUGGAUUUGCAAUUUCUAAUCAGGACCAAAUGGGUUUUGAAGAUGGAUGAAUGGACUGAGUUGAUUGAUUCUUGCUCAUUUCAAAACAGCUAUAUUUUUUGAAAUCAUGACUCAUUUUUUGUAUCUGUGUUUCGUUUUACAGUAUUGUCAGUAUGCACUGAUAUGGAUGUGUGUGUGUGUGUGUGUUUUUUUUACAUAAACCACUAAUUUGUUUUGG
Molecule: messenger RNA, 1818 nt
Organism: Xiphophorus maculatus (southern platyfish)
Lineage: Eukaryota; Metazoa; Chordata; Actinopteri; Cyprinodontiformes; Poeciliidae
Product: hyaluronidase-1-like
Exons: 4
Coding region: 65-1438 (457 amino acids)
Biological process (GO): hyaluronan catabolic process; carbohydrate metabolic process
Molecular function (GO): hyalurononglucosaminidase activity
Source: RefSeq, a predicted model, not a curated record